GUCCUUCGGUGUCUGGGUGUGGUGAGUGGAGGUGUGUGUCACAAGGUACAGAUCAUUGUGUGUGACAAAGCCCAUCGUGUGUCUGUGUGUGUCUUUAUCCACGUGGAUGGACGUCUCUUUCUUGCUCUGCCCCAAGACACACCCUAGCCCCUCCUUAUUCUCAAAAUGGGGAGCUGGGGAGCCUCCCCCUACCCUGGGGCCUCCCCUGCCCCUCCCCGCCCUGCCUGGCCGUCACCACUCCCCAGAGGGCACAGGGCUCUGCUGUGCCUCAGAGCAAAAGUCCCACAGCCAGCAGAGUAGGCUGACGACCUGCAAGCCACAGUGGCUGCCCUGUGCGUGCUGCGAGGUGGGGGACCCUGGGCAGGAAGCUGGCUAAGCCCCAAGACCCCGGGGGCCAUGGGCGGGGAUCUGGUGCUUGGCCUGGGGGCCCUGAGACUCCGAAAGCGCUUGCUGGAGCAGGAGAAGUCUCUGGCCGGCUGGGCGCUGGCGCUGGCGGGAACUGGCAUUGGACUCAUGGUGCUGCAUGCAGAGAUGCUGUGGUUCGGGGGGUGCUCGUGGGCGCUCUACCUGUUCCUGGUUAAAUGCAUGAUCAGCAUUUCCACCCUCUUACUCCUCUGCCUCAUCGUGGCCUUUCAUGCCAAAGAGGUCCAGCUGUUCAUGACCGACAACGGGCUGCUGGACUGGCGCGUGGCGCUGACCUGGCGGCAGGCGGCGCAGAUCACGCUGGAGCUGGUGGUGUGUGGGCUGCACCCGGCGCCCGUGCGGGCCCCGCCGUGCGUGCAGGAUUUAGGGGCGCCGCUGACCUCCCCGCAGCCCUGGCCGGGAUUCCUGGGCCAAGGGGAAGCGCUGCUGUCCCUGGCCAUGCUGCUGCGUCUCUACCUGGUGCCCCGCGCCGUGCUCCUGCGCAGCGGCGUCCUGCUCAACGCUUCCUACCGCAGCAUCGGCGCUCUCAACCAAGUCCGCUUCCGCCACUGGUUCGUGGCCAAGCUUUACAUGAACACGCACCCUGGCCGCCUGCUGCUCGGCCUCACGCUUGGCCUCUGGCUGACCACCGCCUGGGUGCUGUCCGUGGCCGAGAGGCAGGCUGUUAAUGCCACCGGGCACCUUUCAGACACACUUUGGCUGAUCCCCAUCACAUUCCUGACCAUCGGUUAUGGUGACGUGGUGCCAGGCACCAUGUGGGGCAAGAUCGUCUGCCUGUGCACUGGAGUCAUGGGGGUCUGCUGCACAGCCCUGCUGGUGGCCGUGGUGGCCCGGAAGCUGGAGUUUAACAAGGCAGAGAAGCACGUGCACAACUUCAUGAUGGAUAUCCAGUAUACCAAAGAGAUGAAGGAGUCCGCUGCCCGAGUGCUACAAGAAGCCUGGAUGUUCUACAAACAUACUCGCAGGAAGGAGUCUCGAGCUGUCCGCAGGCAUCAGCGCAGGCUGCUGGCCGCCAUCAACGCCUUCCGCCAGGUGCGGCUGAAACACCGGAAGCUCCGGGAACAAGUGAACUCCAUGGUGGACAUCUCCAAGAUGCACAUGAUCCUGUAUGACCUGCAGCAGAAUCUGAGCAGCUCACACCGGGCCCUGGAGAAACAGAUUGACACGCUGGCGGGGAAGCUGGAUGCCCUGACUGAGCUGCUUAGCACUGCCCUGGGGCCGAGGCAGCUUCCAGAACCCAGCCAGCAGUCCACGUAGCUGGACCCACGGAGGAGGAACCAGGCUACUUUCCCCAGGAUUGAGGUGAUGGACAUUGUCUCUGCCACUCCUGACCCAGCCCUGAACAAAGCACCUCAAGUGCAAGGACCAAAGGGGGCCCUGGCUUGGAGUGGGUUGGCUUGCUGACGGCUGCUGGAGGGGACACUGGCUAAAGUGGGGAGGCCUUGGCCCACCUGAGGCCCCAGGUGGGAACAUGGUCACCCCCACUCUGCAUACCCUCAUCAAAAAACACUCUCACUAUGCUGCUAUGGACGACCUCCAGCUCUCGGUUACAAGUGGAGGCGACUGGAGGCCGGACUCCUGGGUCCCUGGGAAAGAGGGUACUAGGGGCCCGGAUCCAGGAUUCUGGGAGGCUUCAGUUACCGCUGGCCGAGCUGAAGAACGGGGUAUGAGGCUGGGGCGGGGCAGGAGGUGGCACCCCCCUGGCGGGACAACAAAGAGGACACCAUUUUUCCAGAGCUGCAGAGAGCACCUGGUGGAGAGGAAGAAGUGUAACUCACCAGCCUCUGCUCUUAUCUUUGUAAUAAAUGUUAAAGCCAGAA
Messenger RNA from Nomascus leucogenys (northern white-cheeked gibbon), 2243 nucleotides. It is a transcript of the gene KCNN4, whose product is annotated as potassium calcium-activated channel subfamily N member 4. Lineage: Eukaryota; Metazoa; Chordata; Mammalia; Primates; Hylobatidae. The record is from RefSeq and is a predicted model, not a curated record. Gene Ontology annotation, molecular function: intermediate conductance calcium-activated potassium channel activity; small conductance calcium-activated potassium channel activity; calmodulin binding. Gene Ontology annotation, cellular component: neuronal cell body; plasma membrane; neuron projection. Gene Ontology annotation, biological process: potassium ion transmembrane transport.